Molecule: messenger RNA, 4534 nt
Organism: Lucilia cuprina (Australian sheep blowfly)
Lineage: Eukaryota; Metazoa; Arthropoda; Insecta; Diptera; Calliphoridae
Gene: emb
Product: exportin-1
Exons: 8
Coding region: 436-3642 (1068 amino acids)
Biological process (GO): ribosomal large subunit export from nucleus; protein export from nucleus; ribosomal small subunit export from nucleus
Cellular component (GO): nucleus; cytoplasm
Molecular function (GO): nuclear export signal receptor activity; small GTPase binding
Source: RefSeq, a predicted model, not a curated record
AUUAUAAUUUUACACUUUUAAGCAACGUUGCUUAGGGACGCUGGUAAAAUUAAAGAAGAAACACAAUUUCACACCACGGCAGAGGAAACAAUAAUUUAAUUGCGAAAUUUUUUUUUGCGAUUUCCAGUUCAAUAAGCAUUGAAAAAUAGUUGGAGUAAAUUGCGCGAAUAAUUUUUACAGCAUUUUCGCCUUAAGUGCCGAUUUUGUGUUCGGUUUUUCUAUUUCUUCGCAUAUUAUAUAUUUUUAAGGCGAAUAGAAGAAGCACAAAGCAUACAGACUGUAGAAAAAGGCGUCUUACUUAAAUCGGAAUUUGUUUGCUAAAAAGAAAAAAGAACAACUCACACCCACGUGCAUUUAUUUCUGAAAAAAUACCGGGACAAGAUUAACGCGGACAGUACAAGACGUCGGAGAGAACGUUGCUUUUACUAUAAGGCAAUGGCGAUGCUUUCGACAGAUGAAGCCAGCAAAUUGCUGGAUUUCUCACAAAAGCUUGAUAUUAAUCUUCUCGACCGCAUAGUCGAAUGUUUAUAUACAUCGCAGGGUGAGCAGCUUCGUUUGGCCCAAGAUAUACUUACCACGCUUAAGGAGCAUCCUGAUGCAUGGACGCGUGUAGAUAGUAUUUUGGAGUUUUCACAAAAUCAACAGACUAAAUACUACGCAUUACAAAUUUUAGAGGAAGUAAUAAAAACGCGUUGGAAAAUUCUACCCCGCAAUCAGUGCGAGGGUAUCAAAAAAUAUGUUGUCGGUCUUAUAAUAAAAACGUCCUCGGACGCUGCUACUAUGGAAGCGAACAAGGUUUAUUUAAAUAAGUUGAACAUAAUAUUGGUGCAAAUAUUGAAGCGUGAGUGGCCACGCAACUGGGAAACCUUUAUUAGUGACAUUGUUGGCGCUUCAAAGACCAAUGAAUCAUUAUGCAAGAACAAUAUGAUUAUAUUGAAAAAUCUUAGUGAAGAAGUUUUUGAUUUUUCCUCCGGUCAAAUAACACAAACUAAAGCAAAACAUUUAAAGGACACUAUGUGUUCAGAAUUUUCUCAAAUAUUUCAGCUUUGCUCCUUUGUCCUUGAAAGUUCAAUGAAUGCUCCGCUUAUACAGGUUACACUUGAAACUUUAUUGCGUUUCCUCAAUUGGAUACCAUUGGGUUACAUUUUCGAGACAACGUUGAUCGAAACUCUUAUUUUUAAAUUUCUUAGCGUUCCGAUGUUUAGAAAUGUUACUCUUAAAUGUUUAUCGGAGAUUGCUGGCCUCACUGUUCCAGAUUACAACGAAAAUUUUGCAAAUCUUUUUAAAGAUACUAUGACACAGUUGGAUCAGAUGAUCAGUCAAAAUUCAAGCAUGAAUCAUAUUUAUGCCAAUGGUUGCGAUAGCGAACAAGAAUUCGUUCAAAAUUUGGCAAUGUUUUUAUGCACUUUCCUUAAAGAGCACGGAAAACUGGUGGAAGAUGUGAAAUAUGUCGAUUAUUUAAACCAAGCAUUACUUUACUUGGUGAUGAUAUCUGAAGUUGAAGAUGUUGAAGUAUUUAAAAUAUGCUUAGAGUAUUGGAACAGUUUGGUAGAAGACUUAUAUACAAGCGAGUCUUUCGGAGGUGGCUCUAACGUUCAUUUAGGACAAACUCUAGCCAGACGCAACGCUGCUUUUCCGCGACGUCGAUUCUAUUCAGAAAUAUUAUCAAAAGUACGAUACAUUAUGAUAUCACGCAUGGCUAAACCAGAAGAAGUUCUUGUUGUUGAGAAUGAAAACGGAGAAGUGGUCCGCGAAUUCAUGAAAGACACUAACGCCAUUAAUUUGUAUAAAAAUAUGCGUGAAGCAUUAGUGUUUUUGACACAUUUGGAUUAUGGUGAUACCGAACGAAUAAUGACAAUGAAACUCUUAAAUCAGGUCAACGGCACUGAAUUUUCGUGGAAAAAUUUAAAUACGUUGUGCUGGGCAAUCGGUUCCAUAUCAGGUGCUUUUUGCGAAGAGGAUGAGAAACGUUUUUUGGUGACCGUAAUUAAAGAUCUACUGGGCUUAUGCGAACAAAAAAAGGGGAAAGAUAAUAAAGCCAUUAUUGCGUCGAAUAUUAUGUACGUUGUAGGACAGUAUCCACGAUUUUUAAGAGCUCAUUGGAAGUUUCUUAAAACAGUUGUAAAUAAACUUUUCGAAUUUAUGCAUGAGACUCAUGACGGUGUCCAGGAUAUGGCAUGCGACACUUUUAUUAAAAUUGCUAUCAAGUGCAGGCGAUAUUUUGUAACAAUACAACCAAAUGAGGCUUGCACGUUUAUUGAUGAAAUCUUAAGUACUAUGAGUAGCAUUAUUUGUGAUUUACAACCGCAACAGGUUCACACAUUCUAUGAAGCUGUAGGAUAUAUGAUAUCCGCCCAAGUUGAUCAAGUUCAACAAGAUAUAUUAAUCGAGAAAUAUAUGUUUUUACCCAACCAAGUAUGGGAUGAAAUAAUUUCUCGUGCAUCGAAAAAUGUUGAUUUCCUCAAAAAUAUGACUGCCGUAAAGCAAUUGGGAAGCAUUUUGAAAACGAACGUUGCCGCCUGCAAAGCUCUCGGUCACGCUUACGUUAUACAGUUGGGUCGUAUUUAUUUAGAUAUGUUAAACGUUUAUAAGAUUACUUCAGAGAAUAUUAUUCAAGCUAUUGAAGUUAAUGGCGUGAAUGUAAACAACCAACCACUUAUAAAAGCAAUGCAUGUUGUGAAAAAGGAAACGCUUAAUCUUAUAUCUGAAUGGGUUUCUCGAUCAAACGACAAUCAACUUGUAAUGGAUAGUUUUAUACCACCAUUGCUGGAUGCUAUUCUCUUGGAUUACCAGCGUUGCAAAGUACCGUCAGCUAGAGAGCCAAAAGUUCUUAGUUCUAUGGGUGUCAUUGUAUACAAACUACGAAACGAUAUUACAAAUGAGGUCCCCAAAAUAUUUGAUGCUGUUUUCGAGUGUACUCUUGAUAUGAUCAACAAAAACUUUGAAGAUUACCCUCAACAUCGUGUUAGCUUUUAUGAACUUUUGCAAGCUGUUAACGCCCAUUGCUUCAAAGCUUUUCUAAACAUACCACCAGCACAAUUUAAACUUGUUUUUGAUUCUGUUGUUUGGGCUUUUAAGCACACCAUGCGUAAUGUUGCCGAUACUGGACUUAACAUUUUAUACAAGAUGUUACAAAAUUUGGAGCAACAUCCAACUGCAGCACAGAGUUUUUAUCAGACAUAUUUUACAGAUAUUUUAAUGCAGAUUUUUUCAGUGGUUACUGAUACUUCUCACACAGCUGGUCUUGGAAAUCAUGCAAUCAUAUUGGCAUACAUGUUUUCGUUGGUCGAAAAUAAUAAAAUAACUGUGAAUUUGGGUCCCAUUCCAGAUAAUACUAUUUUCAUUCAAGAAUAUGUGGCCUCAUUGCUCAAAUCGGCAUUCAGUCAUUUAACUGACAACCAAAUCAAAGUCUUUGUUACGGGACUUUUUAAUCUAGACGAAAAUGUACAAGCAUUUAAAGAGCAUUUGAGAGACUUCUUAAUUCAAAUUAGAGAAGUUACCGGAGAAGAUGAUUCGGACUUAUAUUUGGAGGAACGAGAAGCCGCACUUCGGGAGGCACAGGCUAAUAAAAUGCAAAUGCAACGUAAUAUACCUGGAAUGUUGAAUCCACAUGAAUUGCCAGAGGACAUGCAGGAUGAAUAAUUUAAUUUUGAAUUCGUUCAUGUUCUGCUUUAAAGUAAAAAACAAAAUCAGAGAAUUGAAAUUGAAUAUAAAUUACGUGACACUUUUGAAUAAUUCUAAAUAUUGUUUAUAUAUGAUAUUUGUCGAAGUUUGAAUGUAUAAGGAUUACUAAACUAUUAUUACUACUACACUUCAGCCAGCAUCAUCGUAUAAUAUCACUCCUUUCAUACAAUACAUACAUACAUAUAAUUAUAUAAAUUACAUUUAUUAUUAGAAGAUCACAUAACAUUAACGUACGUCGGCCGCAAAUGUGAAUCAAAGAAAAGUGAAAAUGUAUUUGGUUUGAUUGUUUGCGUUUUCUUUUUAUUUUUUUUUUUUUUUUUGUUUUUAUAUACAUACAUAUAUAUUUUUGUUGUUUUUCUAUAAACUUAAAGUUAGUUUGUACAUUUUAAAAUAAAUUCAAAGAAUUAAUGAAACUCUUUUACAAAAAUUCAAAGGAUAAAAAAGAAAUAAUUAAGAUAUAAAUAAGAAUAGAAAAAUAAAGGAAUAAAAAACAAUCAACAAUCAACUUUCCAAAUCAAAUGUAUGUAGUAUUGUACAUUGUUAAUUAUGCGUUAAUAGAAUAAACUACUCAAUUUACCACUAUAUUUUAGCAACAUAAAACAAUUACAUAUUUGUAUGUGACCCAAUGAUUUAAUAUACAUAUAAAUAUCUUUUUUUAGAACAGUUUGAAUGCGUUUUUAGUAUAGUUUUUAAUGUACGUAUGAAUGUAUGUUUUGGUAUUUAUCUGUAGUAAUUGAAACAUUAAACUAAACAAAAAAACUGAUUAUUAAAUAUGAAUAUAGAAUGAAGUUGUACAACAAUGCCAAUUAAUUAAUAAAAUGUUGGAUCCAUAACAACCCGGAGAUGUAAA